This is a messenger RNA of Trichoderma aggressivum f. europaeum, 1101 nucleotides long. RefSeq lists its product as uncharacterized. The transcript has a single exon. The record is from RefSeq and is a predicted model, not a curated record. Gene Ontology annotation, molecular function: pantoate-beta-alanine ligase activity. Lineage: Eukaryota; Fungi; Ascomycota; Sordariomycetes; Hypocreales; Hypocreaceae. The coding region runs from base 1 to 1101 and encodes 366 amino acids. Gene Ontology annotation, biological process: pantothenate biosynthetic process.
AUGCUGCCACAAUCUUCCUCCCUCUCGCGCCUCGUCUCCCGCGCCGCCAUCCGCACGCUGCGCACCGCCGCCGAAACCGUCCCGUCCACGUCCAUCAAGGUCCUCCGGCUCGUCGACGCCGUGCGCCAAUGGCGAAGGCCUCACGCGACCAACUUCCGCUCCGUCGGCCUCGUGCCCACCAUGGGCGCCCUGCACGAGGGCCACUUCUCGCUCAUCCGCGCCGCCGCCCGCGAGAACCACCACGUCGUCGUCAGCAUCUACGUCAACCCGGCCCAGUUCGGCAUCCGGGAGGAUCUCGCCUCGUACCCCGUCACCUGGGACUCUGACGUCGCCGCCCUGGCCCGCCUCGACCGCGAGUUCGCCGACGACGGCGCCAACCUGGGCCGCAUCUCGGCCGUCUUCGCGCCCUCCACCGCCGACAUCUACCCGUCCGGCUUCCCCGGCCAGGAGGUCGACAGCAAGGGCAGCUUCGUCACCAUCACCCCCGUCGGCGAGGUCCUCGAGGGCGCCAGCCGGCCGACCUUCUUCCGCGGCGUCGCCACCGUCUGCAUGAAGCUCUUCAACAUUGUCCAGCCCGACCGCGUCUACUUUGGCCAAAAGGACGUCCAGCAGACCGUCGUCAUCAAGCGCAUGGUCAAGGACUUUAUGCUGCCCACUGAGGUCGUCGUCUGCCCGACCACGCGCGAAGCCGAUGGCCUCGCCCUGAGCUCUCGGAAUGUCUACCUCGGCACACGCCGCCGCCGCGCCGCCGUCGUGCUGAGCAAGGCGUUGCGUGCCGCCCAGGAAGCCUACGACCAUGGCAAGCUGAGCCGCGGCGACGUCCUCGGCGCCGCAAACAAUGUCGCCAGCUCCGUGCUGCUGGCUCAGAGGGAGCUCCCGCCCAGCCAGCGGGUUACGUACGAGGUCGACUACAUCUCCCUGGCCGACCCUGACACGCUGCAAGAAGUUGAUAGCGUGGACCCGGCCAAGGGAGCCGUCCUCAGCGGCGCCAUCAAGAUGCUGCCUGUGGAGGAGCCGCAGAAUGGAGAGGAUCUGGGACACUCUGGAGGCCCGGCGGUAAGACUGAUUGACAACAUCAUCUUGCCACCCAGGGCUCAAUGA